This is a messenger RNA of Leptinotarsa decemlineata (Colorado potato beetle), 406 nucleotides long. RefSeq names its product oligosaccharyltransferase subunit 5 kud (gene kud). The record is from RefSeq and is a predicted model, not a curated record. NCBI's taxonomy places the organism in Eukaryota, Metazoa, Arthropoda, Insecta, Coleoptera, Chrysomelidae. Gene Ontology annotation, cellular component: oligosaccharyltransferase complex.
AUGGUAACGCCAUAUCACAGCUUAAGUGAAAAAUCUGCUGUCGACACCGCCAAACUGACUCGUUAUGUAUCCCCUGUGAAUCCUGCUGUAUUUCCACAUCUCACUGUAGUACUUCUGGGCAUUGGAAUUUUCUUCACAGCAUGGUUUUUUGUAUACGAAGUGACUAGUUCGAAAAAAACAAGAGACCUCAAAAAAGAACUGCUAGUAGCCCUUGUAGCAUCAAUUUUUUCAGGUUUCGGAGUACUAUUUCUACUCCUAUCUGUUGGUAUUUACGUGUAAUAUAAAGUAAGACUUUAGCUACUAGGUUCAUAUAAGAGUUUUAUAUUUGUUUUCAAAAUAACAGUCGUAUUUUCUGUACCUAUAUUUGAAUGGUAAAAUUAAAGAAAUAAAACAUGUCAGUUUGUAA